GCUGCACACCAAGGAGCAGAUCCUGGAGCUGCUGGUGCUGGAGCAGUUCCUCACCAUCCUGCCCCGAGAGUUCUACACCUGGAUCCGAGAUCACAGCCCAGACAGCGGCAAGGCUCUGGUGGCCAUGGUGGAGGACCUGAUGGAGAGCACACCUGAGGCCAAGGCGGUUCCAUGCCAUGCCCAGGGAGAGCAGCUGGUCACAGCCCUUGGCGGAGGAUCUUGGCAAUCAAGCAUCCACUUGGGGCCCGUAGAAGUCAAACCUGAGUGGGGGAUUCUUCAGGGGGACGGAGUUCAAAGCUUAGGCCCAAGCACUACAGAACAGCUGAGCCAGGGCCCUGGAGACGGGACACAGGCCUUCCAGGAGCAAGCACUGCCCAUUCUUCAUGCGGGUCCAGGUCUUCCCUCUGUGAGCACCAGAGACCAAGAGCUUGCUGCUGGGUUCCUUGCAGCAACAUCCCAGGGUCUGGGGCCAUUUAAAGACAUGACUCUGGCUUUUCCUGAAGAGGAAUGGAGGCACGUGGCCCCAGCUCAGAUCGACUGCUUUGGGGAGUAUGUGGAAUCACAGGACUGUGGGGUCCUUCCAGGUGCUGGGAACAAGGACAAGGAGGCCAAACCCCAGCAGGAAGACCUGAAAAGAGCAUUUGUUGGGUUGACUUCCGAUGGGUUUGGAGAAACUGCCAUCCAGGUUCCUGGCCCAGGGGGUGCCUGUGAGCAGGAGCCUGGGGCCUCUGGGGCCAGUUUACCUGGGCUCCCCGUUCCUCAGCAUGGGGUCCCCCUGCCAGAUGCCCUCAAUACCCACAGUUCUUUCUGGAAGCCUUUCCAGUGCCCUGAGUGUGGGAAAGGCUUUAGUCGCAGCUCCAACCUUGUCAGGCACCAGCGAACCCAUGAAGAGGAGAAGUCCUUUGGCUGCGUUGAGUGCGGGAAAGGUUUCACCCUGAGGGAGUACCUCACUAAGCAUCAGAGGACCCACCUGGGCAAGAGGCCCUAUGUGUGCGGCGAGUGCUGGAAGACUUUCAGCCAGAGGCAUCACCUGGAGGUGCACCAGCGCAGCCACACGGGGGAGAAACCCUACAAGUGCUCGGACUGCUGGAAGGGCUUCAGCCGCAGGCAGCACCUGCUGGUGCACCGCAGGACACACACUGGGGAGAAGCCCUACACCUGCGAGUGCGGCAAGAGCUUCAGCAGGAACGCCAACCUGGCAGUGCACCGGCGCGCGCACACUGGGGAGAAGCCCUACGGCUGCCAGGUGUGCGGCAAGCGCUUCAGCAAGGGGGAGCGGCUGGUGCGGCACCAGAGGAUCCACACAGGCGAGAAGCCCUACCACUGCCCCGCCUGCGGCCGCAGCUUCAACCAAAGGUCCAUCCUCAACCGGCACCAGAAGACCCAGCAUCGCCAGGAGCCCCCGGUGCAGUGAGCUGGCUCUGCCUCCGGGGCGACUUUGUUGUGACAGAUGGCCUGGCGGUGCCCAGUGAGGGACAGCAGAGUGGGCUCCAGCAAGAGGAGGGCAGCCUGGUGCAUGGAGAGCUUCCAGAGGGACCAGUUUCCUUCACCUGUUGUAGGGAACACAAUCCUGAGCUUCAGUUUUUGUUUUUUUUCUUCCACAGUGGGGUUUGGGAACCCACCUCCUGAGCAAGUUUGGAGGUGAUGGCAGAAUUUUGUUGCAUAUUGGCAGCUUGAAGCUCUUUUUCUCUCCUUUUUGAGGUAAGGCCUCAUAUUAUCUAAAUUGGUUUCACACUAGCUCUGUAGCUGAAGAUGGUCUUGAACUUCUGAUCCUCCAGCCCCCAUCUUCCCAGUGCUGAGGUGACAGGAAUGUGCCACCAUGCCUGGUUCAUGCUAUGCUGGAUAUGAAACCAGGGCUUUGUGCAUGCUAGGUGGGGUACUCUACUGACUGAGGUAUGUGUCCAGCCUUGAAGCUCAAUUUUUAGAGAGCUCUAUCUUGCCUGCGAGUUAUUAGCUCUGGCCUGCCCUGCCUCUGUCUUUUUCAUUUGCAAAUAUUAAGCACCUAUUGUGUUCUUGGCUCUGAGACUCCCGUGGUGAUUUGGACCAGUGAGAUCUUGGCGCUUGUGAGCCAAGCCGGAGCAGUAGCUUGUAAGUACCCCAAAGCACAUGUUUCAAGUGCCACAUCAGAACCUGGGCACACUGCUGUGCCAGCCUGUCCCGUGUGGGGUCUCAUAUGCCCCCACCUCAGGUGGGGACUUCUCUCAUGCAGUCUUGUUUAUUUUGCUUUCUUGGCAGCCUUACUGUCGUGGACUAGAACAUUUUACCCUCAUCUGUAAAGUCUCCCCCCUCCCAUUACUCCUUGCACUGUAACCACAGCUACUAGGAAAUUAAUAUUUUGCUACUGAUCAUUGAAUAAACGUGAAAAUAUUUUAAGGCA
Messenger RNA from Peromyscus maniculatus bairdii (prairie deer mouse), 2377 nucleotides. Lineage: Eukaryota; Metazoa; Chordata; Mammalia; Rodentia; Cricetidae. The record is from RefSeq and is a predicted model, not a curated record.